AUGAGAGCGCUUUCCGCAUGUGCGCAUCUGGACAGGGUGAAGGCGAUGCCCGGCUCUGCCUGGGUCGUCUCGUACACUUGGUUUGGAAACACGAACACACGAUGGGCAUCAUUCGCGCGCUGGACCGUGUCGGCCCGUCCGCUAUACGGUGCUCCUGUUGUUAUCCGCCAGAACCAAGGCCCAGGAUACCGCCGAUCCAAACCCCAAAAAGCUGCGGCUUGGUAUGAAAACAUUGCAUCACUCUUCGAUGAAUACUUCAUUGACGUCGAAUCGUUCAGAAUCUACGCUGGAACUUUGUCCGAGGUCAUUGAUCUACGAGAAGCAUGUAUCGGGUUACCAGAGCGCACCUACUCAGAAUCUUCGUACCAUUCACAGCGUCUCGCGCAAUUUCGUCCGUCAUUCGGCAUUUCAAGGGUUCGACAAACCAUUUCAUGUUGGUUAAUCUCACAUUCAAUUAUAAUUACAGAUUCUCGAAGCACCAGCCCGUACCUAGAAGCGGUGCGCCAAGCGAGGCCAGUCGAGAUUGCCGGUAAUGCACUGGUUCAUCUGGCAGCCACCUCGUAAUUUCUCGCGGUCACCGGUAAAGCAUAGGUGUGCGAGUGGGUGGUGACAUUGACAAGCUGCGCCACUAAUACGU
Molecule: messenger RNA, 637 nt
Organism: Phanerochaete carnosa HHB-10118-sp
Lineage: Eukaryota; Fungi; Basidiomycota; Agaricomycetes; Polyporales; Phanerochaetaceae
Exons: 1
Coding region: 1-564 (187 amino acids)
Source: RefSeq, a predicted model, not a curated record